Molecule: messenger RNA, 2753 nt
Organism: Anopheles coluzzii
Lineage: Eukaryota; Metazoa; Arthropoda; Insecta; Diptera; Culicidae
Product: cilia- and flagella-associated protein 52
Exons: 5
Coding region: 98-2584 (828 amino acids)
Biological process (GO): cilium assembly
Molecular function (GO): protein binding
Source: RefSeq, a predicted model, not a curated record
ACAGUAAACCUUUUGGUUGCCGGUGCUACGGAUUGUGCAGUUUUUCUUCCCACUAAUCCCUUGCAAGACAACGUUUCUAGAAAGCUGUUCGUCCAAGAUGUCCAUCGAAGAGCCGACGGAAAUGAUGACCCUGGAGCCCUCCGCAAUCAUUGGGUUCGAUGGGCACGUCGUCUGCGGACUGCGGGUGCAUCCCGACCAGCGGCAUCUGGUGUUUCCCCUCGGGAACGAAAUUUCCAUCUACGAGUGCGCCACCAACAAGCAAUCGUUCCUGCGCGGUCACACAAACACCAUCUCCACGCUGGACAUUUCCACCAGCGGGCGGAUGGUGGCCUCGGGCCAAUCCAACCACAUGGGCUUCCGGGCGUUCGUGAUCGUGUGGGACUGGGAAACGCGCAAAGAAAUUUCGCGCCACGAGCUGCACCGCGUGCGGGUCCAGUCGCUCUGCUUCUCCUCCAACGACCAGUUCCUGGUCAGCCUGGGCGGCAAGGACUGUGGUUCGAUCAUCGUGUGGGAUAUCGAGCAGCGGACGGCGAUCUGUGGCACGAUCGCCACGAAGGAAACGACCGGCGAGGCGACCAAGGUGGCCAGCCUGAACAAACGGUUCACCACGUUCGUGUCGGGCGGGGAUCAAAAUUUGCGCGUCUGGAACAUUGACCGGGAGCGGAAGCGGCUGACGGUGCAGGACGUGGCGGUGGGCAAGCUGCGACGCGAGUUUACCGGCAUGCGCAUCUCCCCGAACGACGACACGCUGUACGUGGGCACGAUGAGCGGGGACAUUGUGAAGAUUAACCUGAACUGUAAUCCAAAUCCGAGCGAUCCAUCGCAGGACAAGAUGCCGGUGCUGCUCGGAUGCUUCGGCAAGCAUAAUGCGAAGAAGCCACCGGGCAAGGAUUGCGAGAAGUACCAUUACGGGGUGCGCGAUCUGUUGCUGCUGCCGGACGGGAAGUUGAUUAUUGGCGCUGGGGACGGUACGAUCGAUAUGGUGCAGGAGCGGAACGGAAACUUUAAAAAUUAUCGUGGUCCCACGUGGCCGGAGCUGAAAUCGCUUCAAUCGACAAAGAUCGAUGGCGUGAUUACAUCGCUACAGAUUCGAAACGGCAAAACGCUGCUGAUUGGAACGAACGGUUGUGAGAUUUACUCGCUGGAGCUGGCAAACUUCUCGUCCAGCCUGCGCCUACUCAAAACAUGCCACACGAAUGCCGUCUACGAUAUAGCGUUUCCUUACAAUUUUUCGCUCGUCUUUGCCACGGCCAGCCACGAAUCGAUCCGCAUCUGGUCGACGUCCAAGAUGCAGGAGCUGCUGCGCAUCGUGGUGCCCAACUUUGCCUCCUCGUCGAUCGUGUUCAGCCGGGACGGGAAGAGCAUUAUUUCGGCGUGGAACGAUGGCGUCAUUCGUGCGUUUACGCCGCUGUCCGGGAAGCUGAUCUACGCCAUCCCGAACGCACACAACAAGGGCUGCUCAUCGGUGGCCGUGACGAGCAAUGGCAAGAUAGUGGUGAGCGGCGGCAUCGAAGGGCAGGUGCGCGUGUGGAAGAUCGACCCGUACGUCCAGAGCCUGAUCGGGGUGCUGAAGGAGCACUACGGUCCGAUCGAGUCGGUGCACAUCAACAACUACGACACGGAGGUGGUGUCGGCGUCGCGCGACGGUUCGUGCGUCAUCUGGGAUUUGAUACGGCUCACGCGCAAGCACGUGAUCUUCGCCCACACGCAGUUCAUUGCCGCGCAGUACUUCCCGACCGGCGUCCAGAUACUGACGGCCGGGUCGGACAAGCUGAUCGGGUACUGGGAGGCGUACGAUGGCAGCCUGGUGCGCGAGGUGGAGGGCUCCAAGUCGGGACCGAUCAAUGCGAUCGACAUGAACAUGAUGGGCGAGUACUUUGUGUCGGCCGGCACGGACCAGAUCGUGCGGCUGUGGAACUACCAGCUCGGGGUGGAGGUGGCGGUCGGCAUUGGGCAUGCCAGUGCCAUCACGUCCGCUCGUUACAGCCCGAACGGAAAGUUUCUCGUCACCGGCUCGAGCGAUGGCGGUAUCUUUGUGUGGAAGGUGCCGGAGAAAUUCCACAUUAAAAUCCCCGACGACAUUUUGAAGCCCGCGAAGGACGACGAACAGUCGACGGCGUCGAAAGCGCCCUCCAAACCACCGACACCGAGCACAUCCGCGACCAAACUGGCCAAAAGCUUGUCCUCGCAGGCAGUCAUUGGGCGUGACGGAUCGCGCAAAGCACCACUGGUAACGUCCGAUUCCCGCGUGGGAACCUUUCUCGGAGGACUACGCAACAACAACAACAACGAAGACAUUCGUGUCCACGCUUCCGGUCGGUCGACACGCUCGAGCCAAAUCGCCGAAUGUCCCGCGAUCGACCCGAACGCACAGCCAACGAUCGAUCCGUGCGUUGAUACCGCUUCGCUGGCGGACGGUGACCAGCAGGAGCAGUGGGAAACACGCUCACAACAUUCCGCCGGAAGUCAGAAUCGCCUUUCGGAGCAAUCACCGUUCACGCAACUUGAUGGGGAGGGUGGUGGUGGUUCCCGGGGAAAGGAUUGCAAUUUGAACGAACCGUUAAGCGCGGGUAGAAAGCAGUAGGCGCCCUUCGCAACCGUGUUGGUAGCAUCAUUUCGAUCAAAGUAGUGCGUGUGAAAUUAUUGUGCGGAAGAAGAAGUGGUCGGGGGGCUUUUUUUUCGGGGCUAAAAGUUUUGUAUUUCAACCUUAUCUACUACAUCGCCAGUAAGUUCGUAAUAAACGUAUCGAUCUC